Molecule: messenger RNA, 3381 nt
Organism: Pantherophis guttatus
Lineage: Eukaryota; Metazoa; Chordata; Lepidosauria; Squamata; Colubridae
Source: RefSeq, a predicted model, not a curated record
GAAGGCUGUCGGAGCUUCGUCUCUCUAGGAAGAAGCGCUCUCGCUCUCUUCGCCUCGGGUCCCGGGAGGGGGGCGGAGACGUUCCUGGUGAGCAGCGGAUCCCCGGGAAUCGGUUACAGCGACCGGAUCGAAGGGCGAUCCCGCUUUUCCCGGGAAGGGAAAAGGGGAAUCCGGAGCGGCUGGGCAGGAGAGGAGAGGAGAGGAGAGAGGCGCGGCGGGGGCAGCCCCAUUGCCUGGCGGAGGAGGAGGAGGAGGAGAAGGAAGCCCGGGCCGGAGCCAGACGUGCGGGAGAGCCACCCCGAGGAUCCGCCGGGCUCAGAGGCCGAGCUCUUCCGCCGCUUUGGGCUGCCGGGCGUCGGCGGAACCCCGGGCGGUCUGCAGCGGCUUCGCCCCAGCUGGGAGGAGCCCGAGCUCCCGGGGGGCAGCCGAUGAGGAUGGCCACGGUAUCUCCUGAAGGCGGAGAAGAUCUCUCCGGUUUCUCUAUGGAGCAAGUGUUGGAGGAUCCCACUCGGGUCUUGUUGCCUGGGAAUUCAACAUUGUGGAUGGAAACCACUGAAAUAUCUCCUCCGUCUGGUGGAGCCACAACAUUUCAGGGCUCAGUAACAUUUGAGGAGGUGGCUGUGUAUUUCACGGAGGAGGAGUGGGCGCUGCUGGAUCCCAGCCAGAGAGCCUUGCACGAGGAAGUCAUGCUGGAGAAUUCUAGGAAUGUGGCUGCUCUGGCUUAUGGGCAGGCGCAUGAGAAUAACAAGGAGCCAAGCCUAGCGCUCUUUCAAGGGAUCCAGUCUGAAAACGGGAUGGUUGGAAAUCGGGGAGCAGCUCCAAAGAGUGCGAAAAGCUGUCUAAGAAACGGAAGGAAGAAAUCUUCUUCUAGUCACAAGGAAGUCCUCCCAACCCAGCAACUUCAGCAACGGGAAGAAGUUGGAAAACAUUUCGGAUAUGGCAAAACAGACAAAGCAAAAUCUGCUUUUGGUAAAUAUCAUACGAACCAAAUUGAAGAGAAACAUUGUGAACUUCAAGAGUAUCGGCAAAAUAUCAACCUUAGCUCCUCUCUUUUACAUCACCCACCAUACAUCCCAGAGACAACAUAUGCACUUAUAAAUUGUGGGGGGAAAUUCACUUUGAACAGUCAUUUUAGGCCCCAUAAAGAGGAGAAUCCUUAUGAGUGCGAAAAGGGUGCAGGCCAGAAACAGUUGCUUAUUUUACCCCCAGAAAAUCCCCCAAUGGAAAAACGAUAUAAAUGUCCAGAGUGUGGAAAGACUUUCACUCACAAAUGUAAGCUUACUGUCCAUGAACGGACCCACACAGGGGAGAAACCGUAUACGUGUCUGGUAUGUGGAAGACAAUUCAGUCAGACUGGUCACCUUACCAGACAUCAACGAACCCACACGGGGGAAAAACCAUAUUCGUGCCUGCAGUGUGGAAGGAAGUACAGUGGAAGUUCCAGCCUUGUCAAGCAUGUAAGGAGCCACACGGGGGAGAAACCAUAUAAAUGUACAGAGUGCGACAAGAGCUUCAAUCAGAGCAGUCACUAUAUUCGCCAUAAAAUGAUCCACACAGGUGAAAAACCCUAUAAGUGCCUGGAAUGCGGGAAGAGCUUCGGGCGUAACUUUAGCCUUAUGCAACAUAAAAGGACUCACACCGGGGAGAAACCGUACCAAUGCCUGGUAUGUGGAAAGAGUUUCAGUGGAUCCUCGGAUCUCAUGUAUCAUAAGAGGAUUCAUACAGGGGAGCGACCGUAUAAAUGCCUGGAGUGCGGAAAGCGAUUCAGUAGGAGAAGUCGCCUUACAGCUCACAAAAGAAAGCAUACAGGACAGAAACCGUAUGUAUGCCUGGUGUGUGGAAGGAGAUUCAGUCAGAGCGGGCACCUUACAAGUCAUAAAAGAACCCACACCGGGGAGAAACCAUACGCGUGUUUGAAAUGCGGAAGGAAGUUCAGUCGAAGAUCAAGCCUUGUGAUACAUGUGAGAAUCCACACAGGGGAGAGCCCAUAUAAAUGUACAGAGUGCGGGAAGGGCUUCCGUCAGAGAACUACCUAUAUUUACCAUCGAAGGAUCCACACGGGAGAAAAACCCUUCAAAUGCCUGGAGUGUGGGAAGAACUUCAGGCGAAACUGUCACCUUAAGAAACAUAAAAGGAUGCACACUGGGAAGAAAUUGUAUCAGUGCUAGGACUGUGAAAAGAACCUCAGCUUUCACUCAGAUGUGGCUUAUCAUAGAAGUACAGGUAGUCCUCAAUUUAUAGCGGUUCAUUUAGUGACCGUUCAGAGAUACAACGGAUACUACAAAAAAGAGACCCAUAUGUGAAAUACUGAAGUGAUGAUGACUGGAGUGAAAUUCAGUUUGAAAUGCCAUCUCGUCGAACCUGAAUAAAUCCACAUGGAAGAACCGUAAAAAUGCCUGAAGUGUGCAAAUGGGUUAAAACAGGGCACUGCCUUUGUUUCCCAUAGGAGGUCCUAUGAGCGUAAAUGAACUUUUGGUACCAGUAUUUCCCCCCCUUCCCCCCCCCACAAGAAAAUACAUACAUAUCGGAGUUUGGUUGAUCGUCAGGAAUGCUAAACCUGCGGACUGAACAGCUGAUCCAUGCAGGAGAGAGAAUAUAUCAAGAAAUGAAGCAAAGCCACUAUUUAAGAGGACGUGUCUUAAAGUUCCACUUAGGAGAGAAACUGUAUAAAAGAGUGGAAAAUGGAAAGAGUUGGUGUUUUUUAUUUCAUAAAUCUUCACCAACAAAUUAUUAGCACCUCUCCACAUUGUUAGGCCAAUCUUGAAUAUUUUUCUUGAUGUAAUCUGGGACUGUCCUAUGAGAGGCUGAUAGCAAUAGCACUUAGACUUAUAUACUGCUUCACAGUGCUUUUACAGCCCUCUCUAAGCAGUUUACAAAGUCAGCCUCUUGCCCCCAACAAUCUGGGUCCUCAUUUUACCCGCCUCGGAAGGACAGAAGGCUGAGUCAACCUUGAGCCCAGUAAGAUUUGAACUGCCGAACUGCAACUAGCAGUCAUCUUAAGUAGGAUGAGGAUUAUAUGGUAGGUCAGGGUUCAAGUCCCAUGAAAACAGAAUGAGGCUGAUGGAAAUGUUUAGCCUUGUAAAAAAAAAAAAAAAGGCAAGAAGUAUUUAAUAUCUGUGUCGAAGCAUUUGAUGCGAUGCCCCAUAGAUGAAAGGUUUGUCCUGCAGUGCAGAAUAAAUAUAGUAGAAUCAGGUUUAAUGUUACAAAAAUAUGAUAGUGAUGAAACUCUCAAAACACUCAAUAACUACCUCUGCUGACCCCUCUCCCUUAAUAAAUACAGGAAAACGUUUUUUCCUCUCUACAAAUCCCCGUUUUAUGCAACUUUGUACAAAUUUACUAUGGUGCUUGUUCUUUAAUUUCACAAUAAAAUAUUUGAGCUUU